This is a messenger RNA of Cucurbita moschata (crookneck pumpkin), 1953 nucleotides long. Its product is annotated as E3 ubiquitin-protein ligase RFI2-like. The transcript has 6 exons. Lineage: Eukaryota; Viridiplantae; Streptophyta; Magnoliopsida; Cucurbitales; Cucurbitaceae. The coding region runs from base 217 to 1512 and encodes 431 amino acids. The record is from RefSeq and is a predicted model, not a curated record. Gene Ontology annotation, molecular function: ubiquitin-protein transferase activity.
CUCUGUUUUUCAGAAAUUCUCUGUGUUUGUUCUUCACCUCUUAUUUUUUUUUGCUUUUGGUUGAAGAAAACCUUUUUAACCCUCGCUUCGAUUUUUGGAGCAAUUUUGCUCUGGCUGGAACUUGAUUCGUGAUUUUGGGAACGAUUGUUUGUUUUGUUUUUUUGUUUUGUUCUUCGAUUGGCUGAUUAGGGUUUUUAGAUUUGUGAUUUUCUUCACAUGGGAUUGGGUAACGACGACGAUGCGGUGGCUGAAGAUGGCGAUUAUGGCGAUGGAGGAUGUGGUGCCGGUGGUGGAAAGUCUUUUGGUUCGGUCGCCUGCUCGAUCUGUCUCGAUGUUGUUGCCGAUUCUGGUGAUAGAUCUUGGGCUAAGCUUCAAUGUGGCCAUCAAUUUCAUCUUGAUUGCAUUGGUUCAGCGUUCAACAUUAAGGGGGCAAUGCAAUGCCCCAAUUGCCGGAAGAUUGAAAAAGGUCAAUGGCUUUAUGCUAAUGGCUGUAGGUCGUUUCCAGAUUUUAGUAUGGAUGAUUGGACGCACGAAGAAGAUCUUUAUGAUCUAAGCUAUUCGGAAAUGGCCUUCGGAGUUCAAUGGUGUCCUUUUGGCAGCUUAACUCGACUUCCUUCUUCGUUUGAGGAUGGCGACUUUUCCUCGACUGCUUAUCAUGACCUUUUGGGACAACAUGCUAUUUUUGCGGAGCAUACGGCAGUAUCGUCUGCCGCUCAUCCUUGCCCGUAUAUCGCUUAUUUCGGUCCUAUUCAUCCCUCAUCGUCAAGUUCAAGCGCUUCUGAAGCGUCUAGUUUUAGCAGUCAUUGGAAUGGUCCAUCAGUUCCCAGUGAAAUGCCAUCUUCAUAUGCAUUUCCUGCUGUGGAUCUUCAUUAUCAAAAUUGGGAGCAUCAUUCACCGCCCUUUUCCACGAUGAACAAUCGUGUUGGUGCUGAUCAGCCAUCGGUUGCGUCCAUUGCCCAAAGAUCUGCUACUAGAGUCGGUUCCGAACUACCGAGAUCCGGGAGUGUAAUUCAUCCCUUCCUCGUUGGUCAUAGUUCUGGUGCAAGGGUUGGGAGCUCAGUCGCUUCGUCGAUGAUUCCUCCCUAUCCUGGCAGCAAUGCACGUGCUCGUGACCGAGUUCAAGCUCUUCAAGCAUAUUAUCAACAACAACCUAGCACUACUGGAACCAUUCGCACACCUGCAAUUUCUGGUGCCAGAAGAUCGAGUAGUCACAGAGGGCUGUCACAAGCACCCAUGGCUUCUUCAUCUGAGCAACCCAAUGGCUUUUACUUCUACUCAUCAGCAUCGGGGGGUCGUAAUUUCCAACCGGAAAACGCCAUACCGAAUCGUUUUCACGCUUGGGAAAGAGAUCACUUACCGUCUUUUGGGUUGAGCCAGAUGGAGAGAGAUCAUCCAUCAGGGUGGGGAGAAAUCCAUCAAGGUGCCGCCAGUGUUUCUGAUCCCAGCAUCAGGUCCAGCAACUUUCGCCAAAGGCAUGGUUCGGAGAGAACAUCGUCACAAAACUGGUCAUAGACCAACCAACCAUCAUUUACUUAUCGUUUUCCGGUGAAGAAAAACUAUCACUAUGAUGACUCGAAACUGAAAUUUAUGUAAUGAUUGAGAUGAUGAUAUGUAAUGGCUGCUGAGUCUUUGACGUGUCGAUAGACUCUAAAUGCUGUAAGAGCAGCCGAUAAAAAAAAAACGCUUGUUUCGGGCUGGCGAUACGGUUAGUGUGAUGGAGUUUCUUGAGUUUAUCUGCCCUGGAGAGUAUAGAAUAACAGUAUGAAUUGGAUGGGAAAGCUGAGAUUUGUAGGUCCAAAUGCUUCCUGUUCCAUCCAGUUCAUAAGAUGUUGGGCUGAUUUAGGUGCCUCCAGAGGGUGAGAUUAUUAAAUUCGGUAAAUGUGUUCUUGCAGUGAUAGUUGAAAAUAUUCAGUGUUUAUUUGUAAACAAUUAAAUGUGGUGGUUUCAUGAGCA